AUGAAGUUUCAACCCUCGGAACUCCCCAUAGGAAAGCCACAACCGAGACGAAGAACAUCGAAACUCGCCCCGCUCGUCGCCCUAACGAUUCUCCUAACAAUCCCUUUAUAUUACCCUUCAAUAAAAGAUUCCACGAAAAAACUCUCCGUGGAAGAAACUUCGCAAACGUUCGAAUCUUCUUUAGACGAUUCGAUUAAACGGUCUUUAGACAAUUCAAUUAAAGAGCCAACCUCCCAUUUAGAGACUUCUCCUAUCGAAAACCCCAGCACCGACCCCUGCUCUGGCGACGGUGCUGAAUGCAAUGUCGACAAGAGCAGGGAUAAUGAUGAUGAUGUGGCGGCGGAGGCUGUGGUCCCACAACCGCCUCCGCCACCACAUCAUCAGUCACCGCAGAAAAAGAAGCACGAAAAGGGAGGGCAAAAACAUAAAAAGCCCGCCCGUAAAUACUCUUCUCCUUCGUCGUCGUCGUCGUCGUCGUCGUCUCACCAAGAGAUUGUAAGCAGAGGGGGCGAUAGGGGGGCGGUUAGAGAGAGAAUUUUGGACGACGAACAAUGCGAUUUGUUUUCGGGCGAGUGGGUCCCGGAUCCCGAUGGGCCGUAUUAUACGAACGAUACAUGUAACGCGAUACAAGAGCAUCAAAAUUGUUUGAAAUUUGGAAGACCCGAUAGAGGGUUCUUGAAAUGGAGGUGGAAACCCAAUGAUUGCGAAAUGCCCGUUUUCGACCCGACCCAGUUUCUGGAGCUUGUUAGGGGGAAAUCAAUUGCUUUUGUUGGUGAUUCUGUGGCUAGGAAUCACAUGCAGUCUUUGAUUUGUCUCUUGUCAAGGGUAGCAAUUCCGGUGGAUUUAUCUGAUCCGUUGGAUCAAAACCGACGGUACGAAUUCCGCGACCACGAUUUCAAUAUUUCCAUGUUCUGGGCGCCCUAUUUAGUAAGAACAGAAAAAACAGACCCAAAAGACGAAAAACGCCCUUUCAAUCUCUACCUCGACGAAUUCGACCGCCACUGGCAGACCGGAAUCGCCGCCUUCGACUACCUCAUCAUCUCCGCCGGCCACUGGUUCUUCCGCCCCACCUACUUCUACCUCGACGGCCGCCUCGCCGGCUGCCUCUACUGCCCCGACCCCAACCUCCCCCACCUCACCUCCUACUUCAGCUACCGCCGCGCCUUCCGCACCGCCUUCAGCGCCAUCAACGCCGCCGGAUUCUCCGGCGUCACCUUCCUCCGUUCCUACGCGCCGUCGCACUUCGAGGGCGCCGCGUGGGACAAGGGCGGCGACUGCGUCCGCACGCGCCCCUUCCGGAAGGACGAGAUCCAGUUGUCGGAUUACAGCCUGGAGAUGUACUUGAUACAGCUGGAGGAGCUGAGAAUUGCACAGAAAGUAGGGAGGAGAACCGGAGGGAAGUUUAGGCUUUUUGAUGCCACCAGGGCUAUGCUGCUUAGACCCGAUGGCCAUCCUAGUAAAUAUGGCCACUUACAAGGGGCAAAUCAGUCAUUUGCUAAUGACUGUGUGCAUUGGUGCUUGCCUGGCCCGAUUGAUGCUUGGAAUGAUUUCUUGCAGGAAUUGUUGAAGAGGGAAGUUGGAGAUAGCAGAUGA
This is a messenger RNA of Erythranthe guttata (spotted monkey flower), 1593 nucleotides long. Its product is annotated as protein trichome birefringence-like 19. Gene Ontology annotation, molecular function: O-acetyltransferase activity. Gene Ontology annotation, cellular component: Golgi apparatus. The record is from RefSeq and is a predicted model, not a curated record. Lineage: Eukaryota; Viridiplantae; Streptophyta; Magnoliopsida; Lamiales; Phrymaceae.